Messenger RNA from Periconia digitata, 1245 nucleotides. The record is from the annotation of a GenBank genome assembly. Lineage: Eukaryota; Fungi; Ascomycota; Dothideomycetes; Pleosporales; Periconiaceae.
AUGGGUAGGAACGGAAAGCUCGCGAAUCCUUCAAGCACAAGAUCGGAGGCGUCUUCACCUUUUUUAUCGGCUUCUGAACCCAUCGCAUCUCAAUUUGACGAGUCACCGGCGUUAUCAAGAGCUUCUAGUCCCACUACUGUGCGCUCGUCUUCCCCUAUUGGCACUUCUGUGGCCGCCAUGUUCGAAAAUAUGCCAGCAGCCUCAGAAACCUCCACCUCUGGAGGUAUGCGCUCGCCCUCAUUGACGCCUGCUGCUGACCCUGAGCUCGAUCCUAUACAAGCCGAUGAAGCCAAUAAACCAAUGAUCAACAGUCAAUCUGAUGAUGAGAAUCCAUUCAGCUGCUCCAUUGUGAUUGACGAGUUUAGUGAUGACGAGGAUGACGAGAAAGCAAUUGCAAGGAUCUCCAGCCAGAUCCCAUUAUGGGAAGAUUGGUCUCGCAGCGACGGUAUCAAAGCGGAAUCCGAAGAAUCUCGAAACCCCACAUCAACCGCUCCGAUCCGAGAUAGCUUUUACCCAGGAGAGAACAAAGGCCGCGAUGACCCCGAUGAUCAGUCCCCGGAAAUUCCGCAGUUGAAUACAAAUGGUCUAUCGAACUGGGUUUCCAGUCCUCUACUUCCCAUCAGACCGGCCCCAACCAAAGCUCAGGGGAAUUCGGACGCCACAAUUAAGAAAAAGAAUCUCUUCUACCAUCACUACGCCGCGAUACAGCGGCCCGCACUGCAAAACCGCUUCGCCACAUUCAUGGCCCAGCGCGUCCAGAUGCCCUCCUCAAAUCAACCUCACUCAUGCCAUCUCUUCGCAGGCCAAGCAAGCGGCAACUCUAGCAGUAUCAAAUUCUCCAUUUCCUUCAAGCACCACUCGCAACGCUACCGACUCACGCUCAACUUCGGCGUCAUCAAUCUCCUCCUCCACAAUCGACUCACGCCCGAGGACAUCCACGGCUUAGUGUACGAGAAAUGGCAUCUCAGUCACCUAUGCGGGAACUGGCGCUGUGUAAACAUCGAACAUAUCCGGGUGGAACCGGGGGCGGUGAACGAAAACCGGAAUAAAUGUCUGCGGCCGAGAAAGGGGGAUCCAGUGGAGUGUGAGCAUACGCCGAAGUGUUUGACGGAGCACACGCUGCCGAUUACGGAGGAGGAUAAGAGAGCGAGGGCGGGAGGACGCAAGAUGGUUGUUGAAGAAGAAGAAUGGCGAAGAGGACUAGAGGAGGGGGGGGGGACCGAUCUCGAGAAACUGAAUUGCUAG